Messenger RNA from Capsella rubella, 1451 nucleotides. RefSeq names its product glutathione S-transferase T3-like. Bases 662 to 1213 code for a protein of 183 amino acids. The record is from RefSeq and is a predicted model, not a curated record. The transcript is spliced from 2 exons. Lineage: Eukaryota; Viridiplantae; Streptophyta; Magnoliopsida; Brassicales; Brassicaceae.
UCUCUCUCUCUCUCUCUCUCUCUCUCUCGUUCGCGACCGAAGAAGCGAAAGGCGACGAUUCAACCGAUCGUCUCAUUCCGGUUGAAUCUGCCGGAGUGAAUCAACUCCGGACGUCGUUCUCGGUAGCUGAUCAACUCCAGAGAUUGGUUUGGUGUGCGGCGGGUUGGGUUUCUUAACUCGUUGACGAAGAAGAAUUGGGAUCGGGUAGAAGUUUCCAAUCGAAUCUUGCUCAAGUUCAUGCGUUAGAAAUCAGAGGCUUGGGAGCACAAAUCGGCAAUAGAAGGCGCCACCUUUUUUUGACUCUCCAUCACCAAGUAUUAGACUUGGUGAAAGUGAAGAAGUUGUCUUCACCAGUGAAUGGUCUCAGCCAACGGCUCAAGCUCAAAACCUGGCUGCUAAGGCUGCACCAAGAAAGAGGAUUGCUUGGACAAGCAAAGAAGACAUAGUUUUAAUCUCGGCAUGGCUCAACACCAGCAAGGACGCCAUUGUUGGAAAUGAACAAAGGGGAGCAGCCUUCUGGAAGAGGAUUGCAGCUUAUGUGGCUGCAAGUCCCAAGGUGGCUGGUCUGAAGCAGAGAGAGGCUGAUCAUUUCAAACAAAGGUGGUGCAAGAUAAAUGAGUCAGUUUCCAAAUUCGUAGGAUCUUACCAAGCUGCAACAAGUAUGAAUAGUAGUGGGAUGAAUGAUGAUGAUUUGAUAAAGAAAGCUCACCUCAUCUAUGAGGGUGACUACAAGAAAAAAUUCACCAUGGAGCAUGCAUGGAGAGAACUCAGAUACGAUCAGAAGUGGUGUUCAGUGGUAGCUUCUAAAGGAGACGAGAAGAACAAAAGAAGGAAGCUAGAUUCAUCCUCUAUGCCAUGUUCUGAAGAUGGUGGAGACUCUCAAGCUCAAGGAGAGUCUCAAACUCAAGGAGAAUCACAAGCUCCUCAAGCCAGACCACAAGGAGUUAAGGCUGCCAAGGCUGCAGCCAAGGCUAGUGCCAAGAAGAGUGUCACUAGUUCAGUGACUGCUGAAGGAGGUUUGGAGAGAUUGGAAAGGAUGAAGACGAUGUGGGAGCUAAAGGAAAAGGAUUUUGCAUUGAAGCAACAAGAGCAUGAGUUCAAUGAUAAAAUCUCAAACAAGAAAUUGCUAGACACUAUUUUAGCUAAAUCCGGUCCUCUAUCUCAGAUAGAGGAAGACCUUAAAACAAAGCUAAUUAGUCUGUGUUUCUUUUGAAUCUCUGGUGGAGAACAAUGUUGUCUAAUGUUAGUUGCAGUUUGGUAGUGUCUGUGUUAUGUUAGUUUCAGUUUGGUAGUGUAUGUGUUAUGUUAGUAUCAGUAUUAGUAGUGUCUGUGUUAUGUUUGUUUCAGUUUGGUAGUGUCUGUGUUAUGAUCAUUUCAGUUUGGUAGUGUCUGUGUUAUGAUCAUUGUCUGUUCUUUAAUCAAAGUAUGGUUCACGUGAAUGAUUGUGGUCA